AUGAUCGAGGAUAACGACGACGACAUUCAGAGCAGCCUCUACUGGCGACAAGCUUUCGACGUGAGGACAGCCGAGCUCUCAGAUGUUCCAACACAAAAGGCGGCUGCGGAAGUGGCUUCACUCGGACUGCCUGAUACACGGUGCGCUUACCAGGGUUUACGAGAAGCUGGGCAAGACCAAGCCACGAUAACACCACCCACCCUCAAGGACGAAAAAGACGGCGACGAGGGCAAGACCAAGCCACACACAACACCACCCACCCUCAAGGACGAAAAAGACGGCGACUGCGGAAAGUGGCUUCACUCGGACUGCCUAAUACACGACGCGCUCGCCAGGGUUUACGAGAAGCUGGGCAAGACCAAGCCACACAUAACACCACCCACCCUCAAGGACGAAAAAGACGGCGACGAGGCCAAGACCGAGCCACACAUAACACCACCCACCCUCAAGGACGAAAAAGGCUUCAUCGCCCUGUACCUCUUGUCAUUUUCCAGCCCGCUCCUGUCGCCCAACCUGCUGCACAAGAUCCCCAGCGACGCCGCGGCCGAGAUCAUGAGCGGCAAGCAGGUCGACUCGUCGCUCCUGGGCCAGAUCUUUACCAACCCGUACAGCGCCGGUGCGCUCGAGAUGGCCCGCGCCAACAAGAUGGUAGGUUUUGCUUUGCUGACGGCGACGAGGCCCAAGACCCUCAAGGACGAAAAAGACGGCGACGAGGCCAAGAGUCCACUGAGCCCCAAGGAGUCCGCAUGGGCGAUGCCUGUCGGGCUACAAGAUGGCCAUGCGCCUGGAGUGGACGCGGCUGCGCGACAUGGCCUCCAGAUGCCAAAGACGCUUCGCUUCGAGGCGACCCCCAGGUUCUGGGACAGGAUGCGGAUGCCCGGCUGGAACGACGGCGGCCCCGGAGACCACGAGAUGUUCCCGGCGCAGGAGGCUGCCGGCGGGUGCUCCUUGCUAGACUUUUGCCUUCUCAUGGGCGGUGUCGACAGCCAGACACCGGAGCCAAAGAUGUGCUGGGCUUUGAACUUGCCCUUCAUCGCCGCCAUCGCUGGCCUGGAGCAUGACGUCCGGGGCAACAAGAAGUUGGUGGCGCAGGGCCAGACGCCGGAGCCAGAGAUGUGCCCGGCCUUAAACCUGCCUUCGUUGCCGCCAUUGCCGGCCUGGAGCAUGACGUCCGGGGCAACAAAAAGUUGGUGGCGGAGGGCCAGACACCGGAGCCAGAGAUGUGCCGGGCCUUGA
This is a messenger RNA of Gaeumannomyces tritici R3-111a-1, 1236 nucleotides long. RefSeq lists its product as hypothetical. NCBI's taxonomy places the organism in Eukaryota, Fungi, Ascomycota, Sordariomycetes, Magnaporthales, Magnaporthaceae. Bases 1 to 1236 code for a protein of 411 amino acids. The record is from RefSeq and is a predicted model, not a curated record. The transcript has 3 exons.